Bacillus rossius redtenbacheri is the source of this 2842-nucleotide messenger RNA. Its product is annotated as sodium-independent sulfate anion transporter-like. The record is from RefSeq and is a predicted model, not a curated record. NCBI's taxonomy places the organism in Eukaryota, Metazoa, Arthropoda, Insecta, Phasmatodea, Bacillidae. Gene Ontology annotation, molecular function: sulfate transmembrane transporter activity. Gene Ontology annotation, cellular component: plasma membrane. The coding region runs from base 69 to 2039 and encodes 656 amino acids. Gene Ontology annotation, biological process: transmembrane transport. The transcript is spliced from 13 exons.
UUCGCUUGUCAGCCUUCGACGGGUGGAGGAGGAGGUUAGCUGCUCGUCGUUCGCCAGUCCUCCGCGAGAUGGCAGAGCGCGCGGUAGACACCACCGCAGCAGGUCCUCAUGUCGAAGUGGAGGUCGCUUCAGAAGUACUGCUACCUCUUCUCCAUCAGAAAUGUAGCCGAGCGGAGGAGCGCGGGGCGACCAGGUCGCCGCUACGCGCGGGCUGCUCCGAGGCCGCCGCCUGGCUCCGGCGGCGAGCCAAGGGCGCCUGCAGCAAGGAGGCGGUGUACCGCAAGCUGCCCGCGGCCCGGUGGCUGCCGCGCUACCGCCCCAGCUACCUGCCGCACGACCUGCUGGCGGGAUUCACCGUGGGGCUCACCGCCAUACCGCAGGGCAUCGCGUACGCCAUCGUGGCCGGCCUGGGUCCUCAGUACGGGCUCUACUCGUGCUUCAUGUCGUCCUUCAUGUACAUCCUGGUGGGCAGCUGCAAGGACGUGACGGUGGGUCCGACGGCCAUCCUGGGGCUGCUGACCCAGCCAUACGUCUUGCAGCCCUACAUGCCGCCCAUGGCCGACUUCGCCGUGCUGCUCGCCUUCCUCAACGGUUCCAUCAUCUUCCUGCUGGGAGUGCUGCACUUGGGCUUUCUCGUGGACUUCAUCUCGAUCCCGACGACCGCCGGUUUCACGGCUGCGGCCGCCAUCACCAUCGCCUCGUCGCAGCUGAAGAGCCUGCUGGGCAUCCCCGGCCGCGCCGACAACUUCCUCAACACCUGGAUCAGCUUCUUCAGCAACAUCACGCAGGUGCGGCUGUGGGACAGCGUGCUGGGGAUCAGCACCAUCAUCGCACUGCUCGUCCUGAGGAAGCUGAAGGACUUCGCGGCGGGCAGGAACAACCCCCAGGUGCCGGUGGGCAAGCGGGUGCUCCGCUACGCGCUGUGGCUCACGUCGCUCGCCAGGAACGCGCUGGCCAUCAUCGUGGGCACCGUCCUGGCCUACACGCUGUCCGACGAGCACGGCGAGAACAGCCCCUUCGUGCUCACAGGCGAGAUCAACCAAGGACUGCCUCCCUUCGCGCCGCCUCCCUUCAGCACUUCAGGCAACGGCACGGAGUUCAGCUUCGGCGACAUGGUGGGCGUCUACGGCACGGCGCUGGGAGUGGUGCCGCUCGUGUCCAUCCUGGGCCACAUCGCCAUAGCCAAGGCCUUCACCAAGGGCAGGCCCAUCGACGCCACCCAGGAGCUGAUCGCGCUGGGGCUGUGCAACAUGUCGGGCAGCUUCGUGAGGUCCAUGCCCGUCACCGGCUCCUUCACCCGCACCGCCGUCAACAACGCCUCAGGGGUGCGCACCACCCUGGGUGGCAUGUUCACAGGAAUCCUGAUCCUGCUAACGCUGACGUUCCUCACGUCCACCUUCGCCUACAUCCCUCGCGCCAGCCUGGCGGGGCUGAUCGUGUGCGCUAUGAUCUUCAUGGUGGAGGUGGAGAUCAUCCCCAUGAUCUGGAGGACCAAGAAGGUGGACCUUCUUCCCCUGGCCGGGACCUUCCUGUUCUGCCUGUUCCUCAGCCUGGAGUACGGCAUCAUCAUCGGCGUGGCCAUCAACCUGUUCUUCAUCCUGCACAAGUCCGCCAGGCCUUCCGUCAGCAUCCAGCGCCUGUCGGCGUGCCAACGUGAGGUGCUGCUGGCGCGGCCCGACAGCGGCCUGUUCUUCCCCGCCGCCGAGAACAUCCGCGAGGCGGUGCUGCGGGCGUGCGCCAAGACCCCCGGGGACUGCCGCCUGGUGGUCGUGGACGGAAGCUUCGUGCACUCCACCGACUCCACCGUCACCAAGAACCUGAAGCUGCUGUCGGAGGACCUGAAGGCGAACGGACGCACGCCCGUGUACUGGAACUGGAAGCCCGACGUGGAGCGGAGCUGCGUGCGUCUGGACGACAAGAUGGCGGACGUGUUCAGCCGCGCGACCUCCGUGGAGGCCGUGGUCAAAGACCUGGGACUGGACAAGGGGGCCGAGGACUCGGGGGAGGCGCCCGCGGCGAACGGCAGCCACCCCGCGUGACCAGGGCUGCGCGAGACGGCGGAGGUCACUGCCGCCAGCUCGCCGCUGGAGCGACACUUCCAGCGGAGCACCUGUCACCAGCACGCAACUGUGCCUUGCCGCCUUUGUACUUUCACUGACACUCCUUCAAACCCCCACCUUUGUACUUUCAAUGACACUCCUUCAGACCCCCCGCCUUUGUACUUCCACUGACACUCCUUCAAACUCCCACCUUUGUACUUCCACUGACACUCCUUCAAACCCCCCACCUUUGUAUUCCCACAAACCCCCACCUUUGUACUUUGACACUCCUUCAACCCCCCCCCCCCCCCACCAUUGUACUUUCACAGACACUUCUUCAAAACCCCCACUUUUGUACUUCCAUUGACACUCCUUCAAACCCCCCACCUUUGUACUUCUUCUGACACUCCUUCAAACCCCCCACCUUUGUACUUUGACACUCCUUCAACCCCCCCCCCCCCACCUUUGUACUUACACUGACACUCCUUCAAACCCCCACCAUUGUGCUUUCACUGACACUCCUUCAAACCCCCACCUUUGUGCUUCCACUGACACUCCUUCAAACCCCCCACCUUUGUGCUUUCACUGAAACUCCUUCAAACCCCCACCUUUGUGCUUCCACUGACACUCCUUCAAACCCCUUUACACUGGGCGAGGAUUGUAAACUACGCAAGCCCACACAGAACUACAGAUUAUUUCAUACAAACUUGACAUGCGUGUUUCAUGCAUCUAAUAACAUUGGUACACGUGUAUUCAUAUCUUGUUUUAAAGAAAUCAUCAAUAAUAAAAAAUAAAAACCAAAA